Messenger RNA from Penicillium concentricum, 1374 nucleotides. RefSeq names its product oxygenase MpaB family protein. The record is from RefSeq and is a predicted model, not a curated record. Bases 1 to 1374 code for a protein of 457 amino acids. NCBI's taxonomy places the organism in Eukaryota, Fungi, Ascomycota, Eurotiomycetes, Eurotiales, Aspergillaceae. Gene Ontology annotation, molecular function: oxidoreductase activity. The transcript has 4 exons.
AUGGCGUUGAAGAGUCCCAGCGGAAAUAGUACCGAGUGCCACUACUGGGAUUACUCCUUUCAUUGGACUGACCUCCACUCCUCCGCGGAUGACCUCAAGCCGCUGAUAUACACCUGCGACUCCCUGGCUGACGAAUGUGUGGAUGGCUUGAAUAAAAUUCCCUCCGAUGAUGGCGCCGAUAAACGGCCUUUCAAGGAUCUUUAUGGCUUAUUGCGGGACCAUGCCGGGGAGGAUCCAAAGCUCAACGGGCUCUGGACUGAAAUCAAUACAGUUCCAGAAUGGGUGGAUUGGGAUCAAAUCAAACGGGCCCAGGAUGUUUUCUUCCGAUAUGGUCUUCCGAUUCUCAAUGCCCUCAACUUUGAAAGCUUACUUGGUGGAAUGGGAGCAAUGCGAGUUGUCGAAACCCUUUCACGAACAGGUGGCUUCGGAGCUAAGGUGGUACGCCGACGAUUACUCGAGACGCUUCAGCAUAUACUUCAGGUUAACAACUCAGUGGAAGGCAUGAAGCCAGGCGGAGAUGGCCACAUCUCGUGUGUUCGUGUCCGACUACUUCAUUGCUCUGUCCGCAAGAGGAUCCUAAGUCUGGUAGACCAAAAACCUGAAUACUACGAUGUCAAUAAAUACGGAACACCGGUUAAUGAUCUAGACUGCAUUGGCACAAUCAACACAUUCUGCAGCUCUGUGGUAUGGAUCGGUCUUCCACGACAAGGUAUCUACCUCAGUCAGCAAGAGACCGAGGACUAUAUCGCGUUAUGGAGACUAGUCGCAUACUAUAUGGGCACCCCGACGGAUCCCUUUGAAAGUACAGCGAAUGCUCGUGCUAUGAUGGAGUCCCUUCUAGUUUCCGAGAUCGAUCCUACUGAGACCGGAAAGAUCCUGGCUAAGAAUAUCAUUAUUGGUCUGGAGAAUACAGCGCCUUCUUUCGCAUCCAAGGAAUUCAUGGAGGCGAUGAGUCGACUACUCAAUGGAGAUCAACUGGCGGACGAGCUUGAUAUCCCUCGGCCUACUCUAUACUAUCAGGUGUUGAUCUGGGGAUAUUGCUUCUGGGUUAUGACCGUUUCAUAUAUUGUACCGAAGAUAUAUUUCCUCGACAGGAUUAUGAUUUCGCUCCGCCGAAAGCGCUUUUACAAGCUGAUCCUCGAUGAGAAGACAGGACUGGGGGAGGAGUCGCGGUUUGAGUUCAAAUAUUUGCCUACUCUCACUCGCACCACCCGCCUGGGCCAGCGACGAAGAACGAAAUUUGAAAGACCCGGGAUUGAAAGUCUGGCGCAUUUAGGUCUUCUGGGAGCUUUUACUGUAGUAGCCACUUUAGGUAUGGGAUUUGUCUUUGCGGUGAGGAUGGUUCCUUCACAGCUUUUCAUGAUUGGAGCUUGA